CUUAAUCGAUAUUUUAUGGUUCGUAAAAUGCAAAAUAUACAACGAAGGAUGAAAGUUUGUUUAAAAAAUGGAAUUUAUACAUCGCGCGAUAGUUCUGAUAUAGGCUAUGUUGAUCAAACAAACUCAAGGAUACGAUUACGUGAUGGUAGAGAUCAUGUUUGGAUGUCUCCAUUUAUGGAUUCCAAUGUCAUAAAUGUAUCCUCAGUUCAAGACAAGUCAUAUGAAAAGUUUAAUACUCCAUUAAAAGGUUUUAUCGAUAAUGCAAAGGACAUAAAAGGGGUGAAGGAUAAACAUAGUCUAAAUCAACCAGCAAAAAUAGGCAUCACAAAUAUUAAACAGACACAACAUAUACCACCAAAAAUUCAAAAAAUAUUAAUGCCGAGAAACAAUACCAAAUUAAGUUAUCCGACAUUAAUUACUCCUGAAUGUUUACGCCGAUGGUGAGGGUGGAAAUCAACUCGCCCUGCAUAAAGUCACAUACGACUUGGUAGUCUCCAGGUGAC
Messenger RNA from Megachile rotundata (alfalfa leafcutting bee), 503 nucleotides. RefSeq lists its product as uncharacterized. The record is from RefSeq and is a predicted model, not a curated record. Lineage: Eukaryota; Metazoa; Arthropoda; Insecta; Hymenoptera; Megachilidae.